Papilio polytes (common Mormon) is the source of this 1146-nucleotide messenger RNA. RefSeq lists its product as uncharacterized. Bases 436 to 834 code for a protein of 132 amino acids. The record is from RefSeq and is a predicted model, not a curated record. The transcript has 2 exons. NCBI's taxonomy places the organism in Eukaryota, Metazoa, Arthropoda, Insecta, Lepidoptera, Papilionidae.
UGCAUUCCAGAUAAAAAUUUCCAAUGAGCACACUUGCGGACUAAAGACCCAAUUCGUCUCAAAAGUAAAAUGUUACGCCUGUUAUCCGGCUAGCAUGCUCAUAUGCUCACUGUCACAUGUGUAUAUACAUUAUGCCAGUUGCACAUCUGUACUGAUUUUCAGUUCAACUGGCUUACUGUGUUAGUGUAAUGUAAAACUGUCUACUUAUCUACUCUUUGUUACUAUAUGGACGAACUUCGAGUGUUAUUGAUAAUUUUAUAGUUUCUUGCAUUUUCUUCAAUCGUUUAUAAUUUUUAACAUAAAUACUACAUUUUACCUGUUAAUUUAACAACUGAAAUAUAAAGGUUUAACAGAUAUAUGUGAAUAAUUUAAACAACUCACGAUAUUGUUCAUAUUUUAAAUAAUAAGCCGAGUUUCGCGUUCGCACACAAAAAAAUGAACCGAAAAAGAAAUGUUAGCUACAUCAAGCCAGAGGAUCCUCAUUUCCUGAAAAUGCUAAAAAAAGAAGCAGGAUAUGAUGAUACAAAUCAUAAGUUUGAUAAACUAGAAAAUAAAGAUGAGGAUUUUGUAGACGAUGAAGAAAGUGAAAAACCUCAGGUUGUUGUUUUAAAAGAUGGAGAUCUCACUGCAGAAGAGGCAGAAGUUGAGACUAAGAGAUUAGAGAAAGAAAAGAAUGAAACUAAAGCUGAUCUCAGUCAAAAGGUUAUUUUUCAAGCUAAAUUAAAACCCACAAUGUUGCCUGAUAGUAAGAGCCAAAAAAGAAAAAAUAGGGUGAGACAAAAACCCAGUAGUCAACUUUUGUCAUUUGCGGGUGAAGAAGAUGUGGGUGAAUGAAAAUGAAAAAAUGAUGAAGUAUAUUUUUGUUGUAUCUCAAUUUUUUGCCCAAACCUUGCACUUAUUGCAGCAAAAUAUGUAAUCAAUUUUGAAUUAUAAUAUGUAAUCAUAGCUAUAAUUACCAUUAUCAGUGUUGUGUGUAGUUUCAAAACAUGUAUAUUAUAUAAUACCUUAAUUAUUGCAAACAAAAAUAUUGAUAACACAUUGUUUCAAUUCAGUCUAAAUAAGCUGUUUUUCUAAUUCAUAAUGUAAGAUUAUAUUAUCUUUAAAAUGUGUACUUUAUAAAAAUGUAUGAAUAAUUUUUAGUUAUUA